AUGCAUGCCAUGGAAUCAACUUCACUCAAUUCUUCAUUUACGUGGUCUGACUACUCGAUCACCGAAGACGAGGCAUACGUUUACUGCCGUGUCGGCGCCGCCUCAAAAACGGACACGAAAGAAACAUUCUGGAGAGCGAAUUCGCCGAAGCCAACCUUCGAGAACUGGACGAAGGCCAACCGAGACAGUGGAUUCGCCGAGAAAAUGCUUGUAAACGAGGACACUUACACGCAUUUUGAAGAGGAUUCAGUCGAAGGCGACGAGAAACACGGCGAAGACGAGGUGGACGAUCACAACUACUACAAUUUGCUACCGUUUCAAACAGGAGGCAAAGAAGAUCAUGACUACACUUAUCCGGCUUUCGAUAGAGAAAUGCCGGUGAACGUGAAGCUCCUGAAAGGGAAUACUGCUCCGAGAAGGAUCCGAGCGAAAUUUCGACGAAACGAUAGUCAGCUGAGCGGCAUCUCAGCAAGGACAGUGAUAAAUGCAGCUCGUCCCUACCGUGGAAUUCAAAAAGAACCUACCACUACUACCCCAAUUCACCUGAAUACGCUGAGCCGGAGAAAAGGCUGCUGUGUGGAAUGCAGAGAAGAAGAGUUAGAGAAACUUGACACAUGCCCAAACGCUCACAAAGUUACCUACGAGAAUUUGCACCACAUGAAGGAACUCGACACUAUUGAGCUCUAUGGUCGUUUGAUCUUGACCGCAAUGAUGGAGCUACGUUCGGCACCCGGGGGAAUGAAGCGAACAAAAGCAUUACAAAGAAAAAUCGAGAAAAUCCUACGUCUACAAACAGAGAUCGACUUGGGCAGUCCACACGAGGAUUUUGAGACGACUAUCAAACAAUUUGAAACGCUAGUAGAACGCCGUCUACGAGCCAUCAACGACAUUUCACCGACAUGCUACCAAAGAAUCGCCGAUAAACUGUGCUACACACAAAGCGCUGCCAGACGACAAAAACCGUUGUUUGUUCGAUUAGGAUCGAUCCGCAAAGGGAUCCUGAAAAUGUUAGGAAUCUAA
Messenger RNA from Necator americanus (New World hookworm), 1020 nucleotides. RefSeq lists its product as uncharacterized. The record is from RefSeq and is a predicted model, not a curated record. The coding region runs from base 1 to 1020 and encodes 339 amino acids. The transcript has 4 exons. Lineage: Eukaryota; Metazoa; Nematoda; Chromadorea; Rhabditida; Ancylostomatidae.